This is a messenger RNA of Pieris napi, 1057 nucleotides long. It is a transcript of the gene Trs33, whose product is annotated as trafficking protein particle complex subunit 6b. Lineage: Eukaryota; Metazoa; Arthropoda; Insecta; Lepidoptera; Pieridae. The transcript has 4 exons. The record is from RefSeq and is a predicted model, not a curated record. Gene Ontology annotation, cellular component: trans-Golgi network; cis-Golgi network; TRAPP complex. Gene Ontology annotation, biological process: endoplasmic reticulum to Golgi vesicle-mediated transport; regulation of GTPase activity. The coding region runs from base 157 to 633 and encodes 158 amino acids.
AUGACAAUCGACAUAAUAUGAAGAAAUAAUAUUUAUUAUUUGCCCACGGCCAGACAGUCACAGAAGAGUGAAGACUAAAGACUUUAUUUAUUAUUAUGUUAAGGGGUCCAAGCUGAUAAUAAACAUCUAUAUUCUAUAGAAAGUUUAAAUAAUUCAAUGGCAGACGAUAUUGUAUUUGAACUACUACAUUCGGAAAUUAUAAAUUAUGCUUUAGAACAAGUUAAGGAUGUUACUAAGACUAAGGACACAGAUUUAUCUGUUGUGGAAUAUAUCGGCUUUGCUGCUGGAUAUAAAAUUAUGGAAAGACUAACCAGAGAAUGGCCAAGAUUUAAAGAUGAAUUAGACACAAUGAAGUUCAUCUGUACCGACUUCUGGACAUGUAUUUAUAAGAAGCAGAUAGAUAAUUUACGUACCAAUCACCAGGGAGUAUAUGUAUUACAAGAUAAUGCAUUUCGUUUCCUUACAAACUUCUCUAAUGGACAGCAGUACUUAGAAUUUGCACCGAGGUAUGUUGCUUACACCUGUGGAUUAAUAAGAGGUGGGUUAGCCAAUCUUUGCAUCAAUAGUGUUGUAACAGCUGAAGUUCAAGCAAUGCCUUCAUGUAAAUUUCAUAUUCAUGUCCAGAGAACUUAAGUACAUAGAAGAAGAAAUUUUGAAAGACCUUUAUUCCAUUAAAGGUUGUCCUGCUUAUUCAUAAAAAUAGAAUCAGUCAAAUUGCACCAAUUCAACUAAGCACCCAUUUGCCCACUUUCACCACAGUGUAAUAACAAUUUCACAUAAAUAAACAAGACUUUAGUAAAACAAAGCAAUUAAACUAAAUUAUUUUUUAUGAAUAAGGGGUUUCGUUAACUUGUUUUUUUUGUUAACUCUAAAACUGUAUUGUGCUUCAUUAUUUAUAAUCAAAUAAAUGUAUUGCCAAAAUAUUAAGUGUUUUUUUUUACUUAUCCACAAAUGAAAUACAAUUAUUUAAACCUAAACCUAACAUAGGCCGGGAGAUAGUAACACAAAAUAGUGGGUCAUUUGUACCAGUAUGGCGGUUCUUCAGGGGUCUUAUUAC